CGACAGUCGAGUCAAUUGACAGGAUUCUUCGAAGAUAGAGUAAAUCUGUAAACUAACUGCUCGCCAAGUUCUUCGAAGGACGGGAAGGUUGGGAACACACGUGCCGGGGAAUCUCGGUGCCUGAUCCUCAAAGUCCAUGGGCAUUCCACCGACGGACGUAUCGACAAUUCACCGACCCUUGUCUUCCCUUCUGUAGCUAUAUCACAACCGGCAUGACCAGACUGCGGACAGUGCUCUCCCUCUGCCACUGCCCACCCAGAAUCAUCAGGGCUGCACAGUUCUCCCCCAACAUUCCCAUACGCUCCUUCGCAUCCAGUCCCACCGCCCUCGCAGGCCACAACAAAUGGUCCAAAAUCCGACAUAAGAAAGGCGCCGCCGACGCCCAAAAGUCCGUGACCUUUUCCAAACUCGCGAAAGAAAUAACCUCUGCUGCCAAAGCCGGCGGCACAAACCCCGCCGAUAACCUCCGACUCGCAGGACUCAUUGCGAACGCCAAGAAGCUGUUCAUGCCCAAAGACAAAAUUCAAGCCGCAAUUAAAAGGGGAAGUGGAAUCAAGGAGGGGGGUGCGGCGUUGGAGGAGGCGACGUUUGAGGCACUCGGGCCGGGUGGGGUCGCGUUGAUCAUUGAGGGGUUGACAGAUAAUAAAACGAGGGCAAAUAAGAGUGUGCAGUACAUUUUGAAGGGGUGUGGGGCACGGAGUACACCUACUGCGUUUUUCUUUGACCGGAAGGGUCGUGUGACACUUUCCAGUGGUCCAAAUGGGACACGGUUAAGCACGGACGGUGUAUUUGACGAUGCGCUUGAAGCGGGAGCGGAGGAUGUGGGGCCUGUUGAGGAGGAUGGAACUGUUGAGGUUAUCUGUGAGCCGGAUAAUACGGGUUCGAUUGGGAAAGCGUUCAAGGAGAAGGGGUAUGAUGUUACAGGAGUUGAGUUGGCGUGGAUCAAAAAGGAGGACACACAGGUCACAAUUCAGGAGGGGAGUGAAGAGGAGCAACUGUUCGAAGAGUUGCUUGAAAAACUGGAGGGGGAUGCCGAUGUCGUAAGAGUAUGGCACAACGCCGCAUGAGUCCCCAACACAGUUGCGAUAUGUUGGGAUAGUCACUGCAACGACAGCUGGCCUGCUGCAGUGAGCCAUUUGGAAAAUAGAGCACGCAUACAUCUCCGUCC
This is a messenger RNA of Saitoella complicata NRRL Y-17804, 1168 nucleotides long. Its product is annotated as DUF28-domain-containing protein. NCBI's taxonomy places the organism in Eukaryota, Fungi, Ascomycota, Saitoellomycetes, Saitoellales, Saitoellaceae. The record is from RefSeq and is a predicted model, not a curated record. Bases 213 to 1067 code for a protein of 284 amino acids. Gene Ontology annotation, cellular component: mitochondrion. The transcript has a single exon.